AUGAACCAAUUAAUAUUUAAACGAUUGGUUGCAACAGGAUCAAACACAACCCAUUUAAUUGGAAAACCCAAAUUUGAUCUCAAGGGAAUAUUAGAAAAUUUACCUAAAUAUGAGCAUUCUAUUAGAAGUAGAGAAUUAGUAAAUGAGCAAGACCUAUUACUCAAAUUGAAAAAAUUACCUGCUCAAUCAUUUCAAAUCAAAGAUUUGAAUAAGGAUAUCAAUGAAAUUCAACAAGUAAGGAAAAAUCUGGAAUCUCAGAUUAAACAAAAUAGAGAUAAAUUAAAUGAAUUACUCCCGAAUAUUAAAGUUUUAAAAGAACAAUAUCAGAUAAAGACUGAAUCACUCAAUGAACUUACGAAUACGAUGGAUGAUGUUCUGUCAAGUCUCCCUAAUUUAUUGAAUAACACCGCACCUUUAAACGGUACCCCAGAAAUUGUUCAUUGGAUAAAUAAACCCAGUAUAGAGCCACAAGCAGAUUCUGAAAGAUCACAUGUCGAUAUUAUGAAGAAGAAAAAUAUGAUUGAUUUACAAAGUGCCUCUACGACAACUGGCACAUCUUCUUACUAUCUAUUAAACGAAGGUGCCCAAUUGGAACUUGCAUUAAUCAAUUACGCAGUUGAUACAGCUAGAAAACAUGGCUUCGAUUUUAUUAUUCCACCAAGUCUGGCACGUCUUGGUGUAAUCGAUGCUUGUGGAUUUAGACCAAGAGAUAUGAAUGGCGAAAAGCAAAUAUAUGCCAUUGAGGGACAAGAUACUGGAUUAGUUGCCACCGCAGAAAUUACUUUAGCUGCGUUGGGAUAUAAUAAAGUUAUGAAUUUGGGUGAAUCAGGCGCCAAGAAAGUUGUUGGCCUGAGUAGAUGUUAUAGAGCUGAAGCCGGGGCAAGAGGUAAGGAUACCAAGGGACUUUACCGUGUACAUGAGUUUAGUAAAGUUGAAUUGUUCUGUUGGUCUAAACCUGAACAAAGUAAUGAGGUUUUAGAAUCUCUGAAAGAGUUCCAAAUAGAAUUAUUUACCAACUUGGGAUUAUAUGCUAAAGUUAUUAAUAUGCCAGCAAAUGAUUUGGGUAAUCCAGCAUAUAACAAAUAUGAUAUCGAAGCCUGGAUGCCUGGUAGAGGAUCAUUUGGAGAGAUUAGCAGUACCUCAAACUGUACAGAUUAUCAAAGUAGAAGAUUAAAUACUAGGUUUAAAAACUCAAACGGUAAUUUAGGAUAUACACACAGUAUCAAUGGUACCGCAAUGGCAGUUCCUCGAGUGUUAUUAGCACUUGUUGAAAAUAACUAUGUAAAGGAAACUGAUAAAAUUCGGGUUCCUGAACCACUAAUUCCAUACAUGGGCGGCAAGAAGUAUAUUUAA
Molecule: messenger RNA, 1353 nt
Organism: Maudiozyma saulgeensis
Lineage: Eukaryota; Fungi; Ascomycota; Saccharomycetes; Saccharomycetales; Saccharomycetaceae
Source: the annotation of a GenBank genome assembly